UACUACUUUUGUUUUUGAAGACGCCUGAAAUUCGUUGACUAUCCAAACUGCAGCUAUUUAAAUCAUACAACCACAUGUGAAAGUAAUGAGUUGUGUUCUUAAGAUAUUCGAGUAACUAUCGGAAAGGACUUUCAACAGUCAACAAAAAUAUUCGAGCGACUAUCGGAAAGGACUUGCUUUCAAGCGUUAACAAAGACUCAAGAUGGAUGCAGUCUCAGGGAAAAUGGCACCCAUGGGAACAGGAUCGGUCUCUGACCAUACUUUCUGCCAGCCAUGCGCGAACGAUGACAAGACCAUCCCUUCUGAUGUCUUCUGUACCGUCUGCAAGGAGUUCCUGUGUUCCAACUGUGCCCGAGUACACAGGAACAUGAAGUUUACCAAAAGCCACCCUCUUCAGGACAAGAGUACCAUGCCUUCUUCACUCCAACCAGAGAGUGAGAAUAAGCAUUUUACGGAAACAUGUCAACGCCAUGCCGAAGAGUUCAUAAAAUACUUUUGUCCGAAUCACGAGACACUUCUGUGUGGAGACUGCUUGGCUGAGAAAGAACACAGCUCAUGCACUAUUGAAAGGAUUUCUCAAGUGGCAAAGCGGUACAAGGAGGGCCCAAAAUACAACGGUCUGAAGGCAGGACUUGUCCAGGUGGUCAAUGACAUCGGCAACCUUUCAGACAACAUACAAGCGAGCAUGAAAUAUAUUGAUGAAGAGAGCUUUACAAAUAUCAAUGCACUUCGAAAGUUCAGGAAUGAUAUCAACCAAUACCUGGAUAAGAGGGAACAAGAGUUACUGGAAGAAAUUGAGCAGAAGAAACAAAAAUCACAAAGCCUGUUGAGUGAACUAAAAUCAAAUUGCCAAGACAUACAAGCUGCCACUGAGAAGCUCAAGGCUGAGCUACAAGCCAAGGAGGUCAACAGUAACCAGUUGUUCAUAUCUGGAACAAGGGCAAUUAAGGAGUUAGUCGGUUUUCAGUCAGCCCUUAAAGACAUCAGAGGUAAAAAUAGUGUGUCAUACUUCAAGUUCACAAGGGACCCCACCACAGAACAGCUGCUGGCUUCAUGCACAGCAAUUGGCAGAGUGGACCAGGUGGCGUCAGAUUUGGCAGACCAGGUGGCGUCAGAUCUGGCAGACCAGGUGGCGUCAGAUCUGGCAGACCAGCAGACAAAACCUCAGGUGUCAGCCUUAAACCAGAGCCGUUCAGACCUAAGCCAGUCCCAGUUUAGUAAGCUGCCUGACGUCCCACUAAAGGCAUCAAAUGGCACCCGUGACUGCUACCUGUUCAGUGUGGCCCUCCUGCCAGGGGACAGGCUACUGCUUUCUGAUUACUACAAUCGCUCAUUAAAGCUGGUUGACACCAAAAAUAACAAGCUGGUGUCCGAGGUUGAACUGCCAGGUAUGCCCUGGGACCUGUGUCUCCUGCCCGGGGACAGGGCAGCCGUCACUCUGCCUUGGGAGAAGAAGAUACAGUUCGUUUCUACUCAGAAAAAUGUCACGCUACAGGAAGUCGUUAAAGUAGAUGGACAAUGCUUUGGAAUAGAUUUCUGUGAUGACAACUUGAUAGUGUCCUUCGGCCACCCAGGUAAGGUUGUGUUGAUGGACAUGAAGGGAAAAGUGAAGAAGAGUGUUGACAAAGACAGCAGUGGAAAACCUUUGUUUCAGGAUCCCAGGUAUCUGACAGUGACCAGGGAGAGCCGAACUCCCGUCAUAUAUGUAUCAGACAUGGACAUUAACACCAUAACCAAGCUGAGCAUGUCACUAGAGGUGCUCCAGUCCUAUCAAGACCCGAUACUGAGAUCACCACAUGGUCUAACAGCCGUCGCAGACAACCAGCUGCUCGUGUGUGGGGAGGCCAGUCACAACAUCUUGUUUCUGGACACGCACACCGGCAGGAUAACCCAACUGCUUGGGAAGGAUGAAGGGAUAGAGUCGCCGUACAGUGUGGCUUACUGUCCACAAAAGAAAAUGGUGUUUGUAACAUGCUGCAAUGGCAGAAUACCUAAAUUGGACAACUUCGUGAAAGUCUUCAAAGUUGUGUAACAAUUGAAGUUAUUCAUUUCAAAUAUUGUAUAAUUAUAUCUUUUCGAAAAUUCAAACGUUUUCAAAUUUUAAAGGUGUAUUUUAAUAAUGAAAUAAUGGUAAUUCUGUUAUAUUUAAUCUGCCAAAACGUGUGGCUUACUGUUCACAGAAAAAUAUGAUGUUUGUCACCCGCAGUCAUCGCAAUAGACCUGAACUUGAAAAUUUCGUGAAAAUAUUCAUCUUAGUACAGGUUAUUAUCAAGUCGUCAUCUAAAUGCAAAUGUAAUCUAUAUACCCUGUGUGAACUUAUUGUAGCAAUGCAAUGUAUCGUACACUACUGACAAAUAUGUUCAUAAAUUCUGUAUAUAUUCUAAUCAAAUCCACGUUGAAAGGUUUGACUGAAUGUUUGACGUUUGAAUUAUGUUGGCUUUUAAUCGUUUUCAAAAGCGGCAACUCGUGUUAUAUUCUGUUAUAAGAAAUGAGUAUUUGUAUUGUAUUUUUAGUUGAGGAGUAAGUAGCUGAUUGUGUAUGAAAUAUACCCACAAAAUGGCUUCUUUCCGCAUGAGAAUGAAUUAAGACAUUAUUUUACAGUCGCCAAAUUUGAUUUUUAGCAAAAAAUGAAUUCACGUGCGAACGGUCUACGGCCCUCAAAAUGAUAAUCGAUAAUCGACCGGGGCCGCAAAACUGAUAAUCGCUGAGUCAUGCAAAACCCUUAAGUGAUUAUAUUGAAAUUUCACGUACCUAUCCUCAUACAUUGCUUGAAUAAUUUAUAAACAUUGACCUAAGUGUGAUUGUUUUCACAAAUAUGAUAAUAAUAUUUAUACAGACAUUUACUAAUGUGCCACUUGUUUCCUUAUAAUGAUUAAUCAAAUUAUACUAGAUGCCAAACGACUGUGUAAA
Mya arenaria is the source of this 2910-nucleotide messenger RNA. RefSeq names its product protein wech-like. The transcript is spliced from 4 exons. Gene Ontology annotation, molecular function: ubiquitin-protein transferase activity; zinc ion binding. Gene Ontology annotation, cellular component: nucleoplasm; chromatin. Bases 203 to 2032 code for a protein of 609 amino acids. The record is from RefSeq and is a predicted model, not a curated record. Gene Ontology annotation, biological process: positive regulation of DNA-templated transcription. NCBI's taxonomy places the organism in Eukaryota, Metazoa, Mollusca, Bivalvia, Myida, Myidae.